Nezara viridula (southern green stink bug) is the source of this 462-nucleotide messenger RNA. NCBI's taxonomy places the organism in Eukaryota, Metazoa, Arthropoda, Insecta, Hemiptera, Pentatomidae. The record is from the annotation of a GenBank genome assembly.
AUGGGACGGAAUGAGAAGGCCAGAAAUAUCAAUCAAGUUUGGAGCGAAAUUAGCAUUAAUGGGUGUAAUGUUCAACGUUGGUUCAAAAAAUUUCGGGAGGGAGACUUCAGCCUUGAAGACAAAGAAGGUCGUGGAAAGACUUCUUCUCUUAGCGACGAUGUUCUGCGGGCUUUGGUGAAAGAAAACCUCAGAACAACUGUUCGAGAACUUUCAGGGAAACUCUUAACAUCAAGGCGAUUGGAAAGAAGGAUAAUGGCUGCAGGAUCUUCUAUUCCAUGGCAGAGACUCCUUUAUGAAACAACAGGUGAUGGAAAACUAGAUGGCAGAGCAUUGCGGGACUUCUUUGCUCCAUUGGAGGACUGGUUAAGGAAUGAGAAUCUGAGAACUGGUGAGAAGGUGGAAUGGUUAUACGGUUUUCUUAACUCACAAGCGGACACGCAUACAGUACAACAGCUGGACUGA